Messenger RNA from Carica papaya (papaya), 884 nucleotides. Lineage: Eukaryota; Viridiplantae; Streptophyta; Magnoliopsida; Brassicales; Caricaceae. The record is from RefSeq and is a predicted model, not a curated record.
AUGUCUGACAAAGUUUUCCCUGCCUCCAGACCAGCGCCAACCGCUGCUCCCGCCGUUAAUGGAACAUCAGCCAACCACAAAUCCAAUUUCUACAAUCCCAUGGCUCGUCCGCCUUAUAGACCGCAGCCUCAUCACCCUCGUCACCAGCACCGCCGUAGUCUUCGCGCCAUCGCUGGUACUGCUCUCUACGUUCUGUACCAUCCUCGGCGUCCUGAUUUCUCCAUCCCUUCCCUCCGCAUUCACCGCUUAAAUCUCACCACAUCCGCUGACUCCUCUUCAUCUCACCUCUCCUCUUUUCACCUCACACUCAUCUCCAAAAAUCCUAACUCGCAUCUCUCCUUCUCUUAUGAUCCUUUUGUUAUCUCCUGCUUCUCCAGCACCACCGGCGUUUUCCUCGGCAACGGUACUGUUCCGGCUUUCGUGAGUGCGCAGAAGAAUCAGACGUCGUUUAGGGCGGUUGUUAUCGCGUCGUCGGCUGGAGAUCUGGACGCGGAGUCUGUGACUAAUUUGAGAUCAGAUCUGAAGAGAAAAUCUGGAGUGAGCUUGAAAAUUCAGAUGGAUACCAGAGUGAAAGUCAAAAUUGGUGGACUCAAGGCUAAGAAAGUUGGAAUCCGAGUGAGCUGCGACGGCAUUAAAGGCGCCGUACCUAAAGGUAAAACACCUGUGGUGGCUUCAACUGUUGACUCUAAGUGUAAGGUUGAUCUGAGAGUCAAGAUCUGGAAAUGGACCUUUUGAUCAUCCUCAUCGCCAUUAAUUUUUUCUGUCUUGAGUUUCUUCUUUUAGCCUUUCUUUUUUUUUUUUUUUUUGGGGUUUGUACGUAAAACUUUUCAUCAACACAUGGGAUCCGAGAAUUUAAGAUUUAUCAAAGUUAGAAAUUUAGGGAA